Anopheles nili is the source of this 1875-nucleotide messenger RNA. RefSeq names its product alcohol dehydrogenase [acceptor]-like. Gene Ontology annotation, molecular function: oxidoreductase activity, acting on CH-OH group of donors; flavin adenine dinucleotide binding. The transcript has 2 exons. The record is from RefSeq and is a predicted model, not a curated record. NCBI's taxonomy places the organism in Eukaryota, Metazoa, Arthropoda, Insecta, Diptera, Culicidae. The coding region runs from base 1 to 1875 and encodes 624 amino acids.
AUGGGUGAAAAGGUGUCACAGUUACUAUGGGUGGCUCUGACGCUGCAUUUCAGUUCGUGGAUUUGUGCAGCAUUUCUAGAUAAAACAAUGCUCAAGAAUCUAGCCGGGUUGCUGGCAGACGUGAAUGACAUAGACUAUGGAAAUCCUCAGCUACGCCAGACGUACGAUUACGUGAUCGUUGGUGCGGGUCCUGCAGGAUGUGUGCUGGCCAAUCGGCUAACGGAGGAUCCGUCAGUGUCGGUGUUGUUGCUGGAAAUCGGUGUAGGUGAACGACCUGCCUUUUCGGACCCGGCCAUGCUUGGUCCGAUGUUGAUGGGGUCGGGUUAUAGCUUCGGGUACUUCACGAAACCACAGAAGUACGGAUGUCUCGGGCUGAAAGAACGCAAGUGUAGCUGGACCCACGGUCGAGGCGUGGGAGGAUCAUCGAUCAUCAACAACAUCAUCUUUACCCGUGGAAACCGACGUGAUUUCGACAACUGGGCUCGAGCUGGCAUGGAAGGUUGGAGCUGGGAUGAAGUUCUUCCGUACUACAAGAAGAUCGAACGGGCCAACAUAAAGGGCUUUGACGAUAAUGGCGCCCACGGGAAGCAAGGACGUGUGUCCGUGGAAGAUUGUCCGUUUCGAUCGGAAGUCUCCAAGGCGUUUGUUGCAAGUGCUCAGGAAGCUGGUUAUCCGUAUCUGGACUACAACGCGGGUGGAGAUCUGGGAGUGUCAUUCUUGCAGGCACUCUCCAAGGACGGACACCGAGUGACGGGGGGAAACUCCUACCUGAAGGAUAUAAAGGAUCGUCCGAAUCUGCACAUUUCGACUCGAUCUUGGGCCACAGAGGUCCUCUUCAAUGAAGAUAAGACAGAGGCACGCGGUGUCCGGUUCACGAAGAACAAGCGCUACCACACGGUUAGGGCCCGAAGAGAGUUGAUUCUAUCAGCUGGAGCUUUUGAAACUCCAAAAUUGCUCAUGAACUCAGGGGUAGGGCCAGCGGCCCACCUGAAAGAGCACGGUAUCCCGCUGGUACAGGAUCUUCCAGUGGGUCGUCGAGUGUACGAGCACGGGGGAUUGUUUGGACCGAUCUUCAUCGUGCAGAAUGUCUCUCACGCGGAGCGAAACUUGCUCAGUCUAGAGCAGGUUGUCACACUGGACGAGAUAUUGCGCUUCCGCAACGGAACCGGUCCGUUGACGACGAACUCGAUCGAGAGCCUGCUGUACGUGAAGUCACCCGUCGCUUCCAACCCAGACCCAGGUAUGCCCGACGUAGAGGUAAUGCAAUCGUUCACCUCGCUCAGCUUUGACUCGUCGUACGGAACACGUGUCGCCUACAAUCUGCCUGAUGCGCUCGUGCGCGAUUACUUCGAUCCGCUUGUCGGCACGCGCAACUUCAUGUUCCUUCCGAUGCUCCUUAAGACGCACACCGUCGGUCGCGUUGAGUUGAAAUCGCGCAAUCCGUUCCACCACCCCGUCUUCCAGUAUCAAUACUUUGAGGACGACCGUGAUGUGGAGGCGUUGUUGUAUUCUAUCAAAGAAGUACUGCGUAUUGCGCAAGCGGGACCACUGCAGCGUAUGGGCAUCGAGCAGUACACGCGGCCAGUGCCAGGAUGCGAACAUCUGACGUUUAAUUCGGACGACUACUGGCGCUGUCAUGUGCGUGUCCUGACGACUACGUUCCAGCAUCAGGUGGCAACCUGCCGUAUGGGUCCUCCCGGAGAUCCGGAUGCGGUCGUCGAUCCUAGAUUGCGUGUACGAGGCAUCGGGCGACUACGCGUGGUCGAUGUGGGCAUCAUUCCGGAACCACCGAGCGCUCACACCAACGCCAUGAGCUAUCUGAUAGGCGAGAAAGCUGCCGAUAUGAUUAAGGAAGAUAAUAGGGUUAGGUUUUGA